Molecule: messenger RNA, 957 nt
Organism: Colletotrichum gloeosporioides
Lineage: Eukaryota; Fungi; Ascomycota; Sordariomycetes; Glomerellales; Glomerellaceae
Product: Eukaryotic translation initiation factor 2 subunit beta
Exons: 3
Biological process (GO): formation of cytoplasmic translation initiation complex; translational initiation; formation of translation preinitiation complex
Cellular component (GO): eukaryotic translation initiation factor 2 complex
Molecular function (GO): translation initiation factor binding; translation initiation factor activity; mRNA binding
Source: RefSeq, a predicted model, not a curated record
GCAUCUCCUCUCCCCGAGCGCAAACAGCGUAAAUCCGUCGCUUUCGAUACAGAACAAAUAGUAGUCGACGCCGACGGCUCAGUCACAAUGGUCAACGCUACCGACGAACCCAAGGAGACAGCCCAGUCGCACACGCCUCCCGGAGCCGAGGAUGCGACCACCCCCGUCCCCGAUGCCACCGAAGACGGUGGCCUCGACCUUACCAUGAAGAAGAAGAAAAAGAAGAAGGUCGCUAAGGAGGGCGAUGAUGCCGAGGAGGCCCCCGCUGGCGAAGACGGUGGUCUGGACCUGACCCUGAAGAAGAAGAAGAAGAAGAAGGUUCCCAAGGAGGGUGAGGAGGACGACUUCGCUGCCAAGCUCAAGGCCCUGGAUCUCGAGGGCAAGGAGGGUGAAGCUGGUGAGGCCCCCGCCGCUGGCGAGGCUGAUGAGGGUGACAUGGACGCCGGCACCGGCAUCUGGCAGCACGACGAGACCAAGGCCCUCAGCUACAGCCUGCUGCUCAACCGCUUCUUCCACCAGCUGUCCCAGAAGAACCCCGACCACGCCCUGAGCGGCUCCAAGAGCUACAAGAUCCCUCCCCCGCAGUGCAUGCGCGAAGGCAACAAGAAGACCAUCUUCGCCAACAUUGCCGAGAUCUGCAAGCGCAUGAAGAGAACGGAGGAGCACGUGACCGCUUACCUGUUUGCUGAGUUGGGUACCAGUGGUUCCGUUGACGGAAGCAGACGUCUCGUUAUCAAGGGUCGUUUCCAGCAGAAGCAGCUCGAGAACGUGUUGCGCAAGUACAUUAUCGAAUACGUCACCUGCAAGACCUGCAAAUCUGCCGACACCGAGCUGUCGAAGGGAGAGAACCGUCUGUACUUCAUCACCUGUAACUCUUGCGGUUCCAGACGUUCCGUCACUGCCAUCAAGACCGGUUUCUCCGCCCAGGUCGGAAAGAGAAGAAAGAUGCAGGGUUAA